ACCGAACCUGCAACUCGACACUCUGCUAUUACUGAGACUCGACGUUCGCUCUCUGCAAUCCAACAUACAAGAUACUCCCGUUGCUACCAUUACCAUCACUACAGAUAUCGUCGCAUUGCUGGACUCGAGCGCAAAGCCACAAAAUGUGGUUCAAGAAGAAGGAGAGCGAUAUUGAGAUGUCGGGGAUGCAGACGCAAGCACACAAGGAGGGGCCUCCAGAAGAGACGGAAUACCGACCCGUGAACUGGAAGAAGAUCUUCCUGUCGCCGAAGUACAUACCAUGGCACAUCUUAGGGAUAGCGAUCCUCGUCGCCACUGUCUUGCUAUCGCUGCACCACGAUGAGGUCGUUGCGAAACUCCGCCCCUUUUCAGAAAAGGUCCGUGACCUUCCCGCGGGGUGGCUCAUUCCGAUCGCCAUUCUAAUCGUAAUAUCAUUCCCACCGCUAUUCGGCCACGAGCUGAUCGCGCUCUUAUGCGGUGUCGUAUACGGACUAGGAAUCGGCUUCGCUGUCGUUGCAGUAGGUACCUUCCUCGGCGAAAUCGGCACCUGGUUCGCAUUCAAGCACCUCUUCCGCCGUAAAGCCCUUAAGCUCGAGCGCACAAACCUCAAUUAUGGCGCUAUGGCGCGUCUCACGCGUGACGGCGGCUUCUUCAUCGUGCUCAUUAUCCGCCUCUCGGCCAUUCCGGCGCAUUUCUCCACCGCCGUGUUCUCAACCUGCGACGUCAAGUUCUGGCACUUUGUUGUCGCGACGCUGCUCUCACUGCCCAAGCAGAUAUUCCUCGUUUAUCUGGGCGUACUCCUCGUGCAGAAAAAUAACGACAACAUCAUCAAGACCGUCAUGUUCGGCGUAGUGUUUCUAAUCACCGUUGCGAUGGGUGUCUGGAUAUGGGUGAAGAUGGCCAAGAUCAAGAAGAUGCUGCUCGAGGAGCAGGAAGCACGGCGUAUAAAGAGCGCGGAGAGCCAGGUGGAGAUCGUGCCGGAUGUGAAAAGCGCGUUUGAGCGGCGGUACGAGGAAGAGCCGGCGGAGUUUACGCUGCAGCCCACACAGCCAACAAGGAUGGUAUGAGCGCUGUGCGCCACCAUCUGCGUCUUUGAAAACACAAGACUUUUAGUGUAAUGAUAUAAUGAUUUUUCCCA
Didymella exigua CBS 183.55 is the source of this 1138-nucleotide messenger RNA. RefSeq lists its product as uncharacterized. Lineage: Eukaryota; Fungi; Ascomycota; Dothideomycetes; Pleosporales; Didymellaceae. The record is from RefSeq and is a predicted model, not a curated record. Bases 144 to 1067 code for a protein of 307 amino acids. The transcript has 4 exons.